Messenger RNA from Juglans regia (Persian walnut), 1661 nucleotides. RefSeq lists its product as uncharacterized. NCBI's taxonomy places the organism in Eukaryota, Viridiplantae, Streptophyta, Magnoliopsida, Fagales, Juglandaceae. The record is from RefSeq and is a predicted model, not a curated record. The coding region runs from base 417 to 1409 and encodes 330 amino acids. Gene Ontology annotation, biological process: regulation of peptide transport; transmembrane transport. The transcript is spliced from 9 exons. Gene Ontology annotation, molecular function: transmembrane transporter activity. Gene Ontology annotation, cellular component: membrane.
UAUAAGGGAGGGCUGCUUCUCAUCGUUAUGGUUGUGAUUAUGUGGGUUACUUCUGCAGAGGUUACACAGUAACUAGAGGACGGGUGGAGAGGGCAAUGAUCCAUCACCAUAUUUGCUUUGCACGGUGGCAUGGGUCCCGAUAGUAAUCAGUGUCGCAUUAUUCUUGGAUCCUUAUAUAGUCACUUUUCGAGUUAGUGCUUGGUGACAUAAAGCUAUCCAACCUUUAAAUGUGAGUGUAGUCUUAAAGCCAGCGCACCACCGAAAAGAGUCCAUACUUCUACAGAAUAACGUUGAUUCGUUUGCUGGGUGUGUACACAGAAUACAAUCAUCCUUUCGCAGUGGCAUAUCUAGCAACUUCUCUGUUCGUAGUUCACCUUCCAAUAGCUUUCAUUAAGGAUUGGUUAAUAGGAAUACUCAUGAGAUGCUACAGCCGUAAAAGUGAAGAUGGUGCAGAUCAAACUGUGGAUGAGGAGUCCGCUGCAGAACUCGAUGCUUCUGCAAAACACAAUGGAUUGCAUAGUGCGUUUGAAAUUGAACAUCAGGAACCGUUGGGGAAUGAAUGCUCUUGUACAUACAUUUACUCUGAAAACGUCAAGCUGUUAGUUUCUGAAUCCACAAAUAAGAUUGACAUAGUAAAGGAAGACAAAAACAUUACCACAAGGGAAAUAGCCAAGUUUGGAUUUUACGUUGCUCCUCUCUGGUUUAUUACCGAGUAUCUAACAGAUGCUGCACUUGCACGAACAACAGUUGCCAGUACAACAUUGUUGUCUUCAACUUCAGCACCUUUUACGCUUCUCAUUGGUGCAUGUCUUGGUCAAGACUCUAUUAAUUUGGUAAAAGCAAUCGCUGUUGUUGUCAGCAUGGCAGGUGUUGUCAUGACAGCCUUUGGGAAGACUUCAACUGCAGAUGAAACGCAAAAUGGGAAGCACUCUCUUCUGGGCGAUCUUUUUGCUAUUCUUUCGUCCUUUACUUAUGGACUAUUUACCGUGCUGCUUAAAAAGUUUGCAGGAGGUGGUGAAAGGGUAGAUAUGCAAAAGUUAUUUGGCUUUAUUGGAUUGUUCACGCUUCUUGUUCUUUGGUGGCUCGUGUGGCCUAUGACUGCCAUGGGCAUGGAACCCAAGUUCAGAUUGCCCACCUCUGCCAAAGUGGAAGAAGUUAUUCUUGUCAAUGGUUUUAUUGGAAGCUUUCUCUCUGAUUAUUUUUGGGCAUUAGCUGUUGUUUGGACCUCACCGCUGAUAGCAGCACUAGGUGCUUCGCUUACGAUACCUCUUGGGAUGAUGGAGGACAUGCUGAUCCAUGGACAGCAUUAUUCAAUCAUUUAUGUUAUCGGUUCAGCUCAGGUAUUCCUUGGAUUUGUAGUAGCUAACCUUUCAGAUUGGUGCAUACACAAGUGGAAUAAUAGAUCUUGAAUUAUACGGUAUACCAGGAAAAUGUUGCAUUAUCUCCUUUUUCUUUCCUUGGACCAUUCUUUCUUAACUUUGAUGAUGUACGGCCUAUGAACUACGUACAUCUUUUCUUUUUGGUCUGUGUAUUGUAGGCAUCAUGAAAGAAAGCUAAUUGGCCUGUGAAAGAAAGCUAAAUGUAAUACAAAUCAGAACUGGCUGUUCCUGUACUCGGCUUUUUUUACAAAGUCAUGACUCCAAAUAUCGUGGAAUUGAAUC